AUGGCUGCUACAGCAGCAGAUAAAAUUUUGCGAGAUAAAGGUUACAAUUUUGGUAUUCGGGAAGAUCAGAUGAAAGUAAUAUCAAGUAUUUUGGAGUUGAAGGACACGUUUGCUAUAUUUCCCACAGAGAUUAAAGAAGGUAAAAGUGUAGUGGUUCUGGCCACCCCAGAGGCUGUUUUGUCCAAGCAGUGGCGAUCCAUUAUUUUGGAUGUGAGACAAAAUAUCGGCAUGGUUGCUUAUGAUGAAGCCCACUGCAUAUCUGAAUGGGGAUUGGACUUCAGAGAGGACUGUUGCAAGAUUGGUUUACUUCAGAGCAUUAUUGAGGCUCCAGUUCUGGCUUUAUCUGCAACAGUCACAAAAGAAAUAAAGAAAGACAUUGGCAAUGUACUUGGGCUUUCCAGUAACACUGUAGUAAUUGCUACUUUACCUGACAGACCCAACAUAUUGAUUGACAUUUGCAUCUCUACUGAAAAUUAUGAAGAAGAGCUUCAGUGGGUACAAGAUGCAGUUGGAAAAUAUGGUAAAGUUUGCAAGAAAAUAAUAAUCUAUGUUAACUCUAUAUCAGCUUGCGAGGGAAUAUACAUAUGGCUGCAUUCUGCUCUGUGCAAGAACGCAUACAGUGGGCAUGUUUGUUUAGAAAACCGACUGGUAGAAAUGUUUCAUGCCAGCACUGAUGUAGAGUCUAAAGGGAGGAUAAUAGAAUCCUUUUGCAGGCCAGGUGGUACUGUCAGGGUAUUGAUUGCAACAGUCGCCUGCGGAAUGGGCAUGGACAUUCCAGACAUUGCCUUGUGUGUGUUGUGGGAUCUGCCACCGUCCAUGAUGCAGAUGUGGCAGGAAAUAGGUAGAUGUGGGCGUGAUGGCAGAGAUAGUCUUGCCAUCUGUUAUGCUUUUCCAAGAAGCAUCUCUUUACCCUGCCAGAAGUGCCGGAAAAGCAACCACAGAAAAUGUUCCUGCGAGGCAGGGCAAUAUAUCAGGGAGUUAACCACCACUCAGGGAUGUUACCGGACACACUGCCUGGAACCCUUCAAGUUAGAGAACAUUGAUAGUCAUACAAUCAGUGAUGCAAACAAAACAUAUGUACUUCUUGUAAAAGUAUUGGUAUGUGUUGUUGUAACUUGUGCAAAUGUUGCACAAAUUGUUCGAGGAAAUGUUCAUGCCCCAGUAAAGUAA
Saccostrea cuccullata (small rock oyster) is the source of this 1170-nucleotide messenger RNA. Its product is annotated as ATP-dependent DNA helicase RecQ-like. The record is from RefSeq and is a predicted model, not a curated record. Bases 1 to 1170 code for a protein of 389 amino acids. Gene Ontology annotation, cellular component: cytoplasm; chromosome; nucleus. The transcript has 4 exons. Gene Ontology annotation, molecular function: 3'-5' DNA helicase activity; ATP binding; four-way junction helicase activity. Gene Ontology annotation, biological process: double-strand break repair via homologous recombination. Lineage: Eukaryota; Metazoa; Mollusca; Bivalvia; Ostreida; Ostreidae.